Rhododendron vialii is the source of this 2684-nucleotide messenger RNA. RefSeq names its product low affinity sulfate transporter 3. The record is from RefSeq and is a predicted model, not a curated record. Gene Ontology annotation, molecular function: secondary active sulfate transmembrane transporter activity. The transcript is spliced from 12 exons. Bases 132 to 2216 code for a protein of 694 amino acids. Gene Ontology annotation, cellular component: membrane. Lineage: Eukaryota; Viridiplantae; Streptophyta; Magnoliopsida; Ericales; Ericaceae. Gene Ontology annotation, biological process: transmembrane transport.
GUUACUACUAUAAAUAAUCACCACUAAUCCUAGUAUUGAUGCUUAAAUGAGAGACGAUCGAGUUUAGUGGCCCUCUGUAAUGACUUUGCGAAUCUAGUUUCCCAGAAUAACGAGGUCCUCGAUCUCCUGAAAUGGCCCCUGCAGUACUUGGCAUAAAACCAGCUCCCAGCUGCGACUCUGCUGCUAAUAUUAAUACUCACUUUGCUGGAGAGACAGAGCUCUCCAAGUCGAAGUUCUCCCAAACACUUCAAACAUCCAUGCCCUCUUCGGUCCACCAGACUCGAAUCGUCACGGAUGAAACCACCAUCGACCUGGAAAACAAUGGGCCGGCUCUGAGGGCUCAGCACUGGGUGCUGAACCCUCCCCGGCCACCAGGUCUGUGGGACGAGCUCAAGAAUACGGUCAGCGAGACUUUUCUCUCUCAUGGAGAAAAGUUCAAGUCUCUUAUGAAGCAACCCGUGUCUGGAACAAUUUCGAUGUUGGGGACUCUUUUCCCGAUUCUUGUGUGGGGUAGAGACUACACGGUUGCAAAAUUUAAGAGGGAUUUGUUGGCGGGAUUGACUCUUGCAAGCCUCUGCAUUCCCCAGAGUAUUGGAUAUGCAACUCUAGCCAAGCUUGAUCCUCAGUAUGGUCUUUAUACAAGUGUUGUGCCACCACUUAUAUAUGCUUUCAUGGGGACAUCAAGAGAGAUCGCAAUCGGACCGGUGGCCGUGGUUUCAUUGUUACUGUCCUCUAUGAUCCAGAAAUUGGAAGAUCCGGAGGCUAAUCCCGUUGCCUAUACAAGGCUUGUUCUUACUGUUACCUUUUUUGCAGGUCUCUUUCAAGCUGCCUUUGGAUUUCUAAGGUUGGGUUUUCUGGUAGAUUUUCUCUCACAUGCAGCCAUAGUGGGGUUUAUGGGAGGGGCUGCUGUGGUUAUAGGUCUCCAACAGCUUAAAGGAUUGCUUGGACUCACUCACUUCACUGUCAAAACUGAUAUUGUCUCUGUUUUGGAAGUCAUUUUCAAAUCAGUUCACAACUCUUGGAGUCCUUAUAACUUCAUCCUUGGUUCCUCAUUUCUUACAUUCCUUUUAAUUACCAGAUUCAUGGGUAAAAGGAACAAGAAAAUAUUUUGGUUACCAGCCAUCGCGCCCCUGAUAUCAGUAAUCUUGUCUACGCUUAUCGUCUUUUUGACAAGAGCAGAUGAACAUGGAGUGAAAAUUGUGAAGCACAUCAAAGGAGGGCUGAAUCCGAGCUCAAUUCAUCAGUUACAGUUUGAUAGCCCACACACCUCGGAGGUGGCUAAAAUUGGCUUGAUUGUUGCAGUUAUUGCGCUCGCGGAAGCCAUUGCGGUGGGUCGAUCAUUUGCAUCCUUCAAGGGAUAUCAUAUUGAUGGAAACAAGGAAAUGGUGUCCAUCGGAUUCAUGAACAUCGUUGGAUCUUUGACUUCAUGCUAUGCUGCUACCGGUUCAUUUUCACGUUCAGCUGUGAAUUUUAGCGCUGGAUGUGAGACGGCGAUAUCAAAUAUUGUGAUGGCAAUAACAGUGGCAUUGUCACUGGAAUUGUUCACAAGGCUCUUGUACUACACCCCUAUUGCAAUCCUUGCUUCUAUUAUCCUCUCGGCAUUGCCAGGACUUAUUGACCUUAAUGAAGCUUACAAUAUUUGGAAGGUUGAUAAGCUUGAUUUUCUCGCUUGCAUUGGAGCAUUUCUUGGAGUGUUGUUUGUGUCCGUCGAGAUUGGUCUGUUGGUUGCGGUGAUGAUAUCAUUUGCAAAAGUUUUGCUAAAUGCAAUUAAGCCAGGAAUAGAAGAUCUAGGAAGGUUUCCUGGAACAGAUGUGUUCGGCGAAGUGAAUCAAUACCCAAUGGCUAUUAAAACUCCUGGAAUCCUAACAAUCCGCAUCAAAUCUGCUCUGCUUUGUUUUGCAAAUGCCAAUUUCAUUAAAGAAAGGAUCUUGAAGUGGGUGGAUGAAAAAGAAGAAGAUGAGGACUGCACUAAAGGAAAUGCUAAAGGAAGACCCAAACUUGUAAUUCUUGACAUGUCCAGUUUGAUGAAUAUCGAUACAUCUGGAAUUGCUUCUCUUGAGGAACUACACAAGAAGCUCAUGUUGCAUGGCACUGAGUUAGCUAUGGCAAACCCUAGGUGGCAAGUGAUUGACAAGCUAAGGCUAGCCAACUUUGUGAACAAAACUGGAGGAAGGAUCUUCCUGACUGUUGGAGAAGCUAUGGAUGCAUUUCUUUGAUGCCAGCUGCAGGGUGAAUGUUUUUUUUAGUAAUAAUUUAAUUAAGACUGAAUGGAUGCAUGUUUGGCUUCCUUGUUUGUGUGUAAUUUCAUGGUCCCACGCUUGUUAUGUAAAUAUAGAUUGGGGACUCAAAAUAAGGGGAAUGAGUGUAAUUUAUUCUCCCCGCUAUGCGAGAUGCUGCAGGCAUUCCGUGCUUGGCAGUGGCGUCGAGCGGCUCAUCCGACUGCUCAUUUCGGAACGGACGACUUGUAUCUAAUCUCAUUGCAUAAAAAUCUCGACCAUUCGUUGUUUGGAUUAAGAUUCGAGCCGUUCAUUGCCGAGAUGAACGGUCAGAUGGGCCGCUCAGCACCGCUUAGCAGCAUCCCCAGGUCUUGUGAAAAUAUUAGGUUGUGUGGUUUGAGUUAAGUUAUAUGCGUCUGUAUUCAAAACACUAGUACCUACUUCUUGUAAUAUACGUAUGAGUUUGUA